Molecule: messenger RNA, 4762 nt
Organism: Amyelois transitella
Lineage: Eukaryota; Metazoa; Arthropoda; Insecta; Lepidoptera; Pyralidae
Gene: Scm
Product: polycomb protein Scm
Exons: 6
Coding region: 853-2934 (693 amino acids)
Biological process (GO): regulation of DNA-templated transcription
Cellular component (GO): nucleus
Molecular function (GO): zinc ion binding; protein binding
Source: RefSeq, a predicted model, not a curated record
GAGUGAGUUAGUGAUCAUGAGUGUUUCAUUAAAAAAAUAUUUAACCGUGAAAGACGAAGACGAUUACGAUUUACGAAGAGUGAUUAAAUCAUUUUAACUAAUCAUGAAUAAAUCUGUAGAACAUCUGAUAUCCUGUUUAUAAAUCUUUAAAUCUUCUUUAUUUUUAUUAAUCAAUACGUCAAUGUCAAGGUUUUUUUUUUUUGUUUUAGUCGUUGUUAGUUUUCUUAUUCAGAGAGUCGUGGUAGUUAAUCUGUAUAGUCUCUGUUUAGUUGGAGUCAAGAGUUGCUAUUGUCAACUGUUGUUUGAUGUUAAUGACGUACCUACAUACAUACAGUCACGUCUAUAUCCUUUUCGGGGUAGACAGAGCCAAUAGUCUUGAAAAGACUGAAUGGCCACGUUCAGCUAUUUGGCAUAAUGAUAGAAUUGAGAUUCCAAUAGUGACAGGUUCCUAGCCCAUCGCCUAAAAAAGAAUCUUAAGUUUGUAAGUCUAUCCCUUAGUCGCCUUUUACGACAUCCAUGGACAAGAGAUGGAGUGGUCCUAUUCUUUUUUGUAUUGGUGCCGGGAACCACACGGACGUCAAUAAACUUAAAGUAAAUUAAUGACGUCAAUAUACUUAAAGUAAAUUAAUCUUCAUGUACAUAUUAAAGUACCUACUCAAUCAAUAUCUUGUGAAAAUAAAUCUUUUUCUGUUUACAUCUAAAUAUAUGCAUCUCUGCUUAGAAGGUAGAAAUAUAAAUAAUUAAGACUAUUAUAAUGAGGUGUGGAUAAGGAGUUUUAUGAUAGAUACGGCCAUUAUGCCAAGUUUAAGACUUGUGAGUCUUGAUUUGGCAUAAUAUGUCCGAGACUGCUAUAUGUUGCCGCGUAUCGUCUCGAUAUCUAUCAUGUACUUAUUAAAUUUUCUGACUUACAGUGCGACAAAUGUACGCACCACGCACGUGCACGAAGUUGCCGGACUCUCAUCAAGAGUGUGCCAGGUCGCCGUACACAAUGACCAUUACAACAGAACGAUGUCAAACAAUACUGUCGGCUCGUCUGGGCCUGCUCCCGGCAAAAUACGUGGACCUGGAAGACCUCCGAAGCGCACUUGCACUUGGUGCGGUGAAAGUAAAACUCCUCUGAAAUACGUUCUACCGACUGAAAAUGGAAAAAAAGAAUUUUGUUCAGAGACGUGCUUGUCUGAAUUCAGACAGGCGUAUAGCAAAGGCGCUUGUCUGCAUUGCGAUAAUGUUAUUCGAGGUAAUGCACCUUCGAGUAGCAAAAAUUUUUGUUCCACUUAUUGUUUGAAUAAAUAUCAAAAGAAAAAUGAAAAGCGGACUACAUCGCCGCAAUCUGGAAAUGGAGUAAAUGGUUCAGACAAUCAUUCUAAUAACAAUUCAACUAGCUCUUUUUAUGAUAUUUAUCAAGCAUUCGAUUGGAAUGAAUAUAUGAAGGAGACCAAUAGUGUGGCAGCACCACAAGAAUGUUUCAAGCAAGCUCCUGCUCCACCUGUAAAUGACUUUAAAGUGAAUAUGAAAUUAGAGGCAUUGGAUCCGCGCAAUUUAACUUCUACUUGUAUAGCUACUGUUGUGGGUGUUCUAGGCCCCCGGCUUAGACUGAGGCUUGAUGGUAGUGAUAAUAAAAACGAUUUUUGGAGGCUAGUAGAUGCAGGAGACAUUCAUCCUAUUGGGCACUGUGAGAAAAAUGAUGGUAUGUUGCAACCACCACUAGGUUUUCGUAUGAAUGCAAGUAGUUGGCCAAUGUUUUUGCUCAAGACUUUGAAUGGGGCUGAAAUGGCUCCCCCUCAAGUAUUUCAGUCUGAGCCUCCCACUCCAAAAACUAAUCUGUUCAUGGUGGGUCAAAAGUUGGAGGCUGUUGAUAAGAAGAAUCCACAGUUAAUAUGCUGUGCAACAGUGGGAGCUGUAAAGAAUGAUCAGAUUCAUGUUACCUUUGAUGGUUGGAGAGGUGCAUUUGAUUAUUGGUGCCGAUAUGAUUCACGGGAUAUAUUCCCAGUGGGGUGGUGUGCCCGAGCUGGGCAUUUGCUUCAGCCUCCAGGGCAAAAAAGUGCAAUAGCACCAUCAAAAUGGUUUAAGCGUCCCAGUGGUAUUCCUAAUCCAGCUCUGCCUGAAGGUGGUUCCACUGGUUCCAAUAACACAAGCACUUCACCAACAUCAACUCCUGUAGCGGCAGUGAGACUGCACAUCCGCAGUAGCUGUUCAGGAGGAAGCAGCUUAUUACCGAGUUCCGUUUCCGGUUUGGGCCCUUCUGGGGCAGCUGAAGCUCUAGUGAAAGACUUGCUCAGUGUCCAUCCUGAUCCUCAGAGGCUGACCCGUGCGAUUCUAACUGCAUCCAGUAGCUAUUCUAAUAUAACAAAUGUACAGGUGUCAACAGGCUCAAAGAAUUAUACAGUUAAAGUACCAACAGAGUUGACAAUUGAGGAAUUGAAAAAUUGGCUCAAAGCAGUAUGUAGCAGUGUGGGUUGUUGUGUUGGCAUGAUUGAAAUAGACAGUGGGGAGGCAGCGGGAAGGCCAUGCACCCUGUGUGGGGAAUCAACAUCUAAUAAUGUUUCUUCUGCGGUGAAAAGGCCAAAAGCGGAGAUUGAAGAACCCGGCGGCAGCGUGAACGGCGGCGCUUCGCCCUCCGGCAGCAAGUCGGCGCGGCUGUCGCCGUCGCGGGCCGAGCCGGCGUCGUCCACCACGGGCGCGCCGCCGCCGCCGCCGCCCGCCGCGCCGCCCAGCGACUGGUCGGUGGAAGACGUCAUCGGGUUUAUAGCGGCGGCGGAUCACGCGUUGGCCGCUCACGCCGACCUCUUUAGGAAACAUGAAAUUGAUGGCAAAGCCCUUUUGCUUCUUAAUUCGGAUAUGAUGAUGAAAUAUAUGGGUUUAAAGUUAGGUCCAGCAUUAAAAAUUUGUAAUUUAGUGUCAAAAAUUAAAAAUCGCCGACAUUAUAGCACCUAAUAUAAUAAAUACUUAAUAAUUUACUCUUAGAGUCCGAAACUUUAAGUUUCUUUUAAUAGGGUAACUGAAAAGAACAGUUUUAGUCGUGUUUAUUUUCGAAUCUCGAGUAAAUAGUUUUUUGCAUAAUAUAAAGUGCCACAAUUUUGUGAAACUUUCGCAAUAGUUGUUAUUUUAUUAUUGCUCGACAGCACCUAAAUUUAUAUCGAUAUUUUGCAUUCUAUUAUUGCACAUACUUAAUAAUUGUUAUUAAUAGUGUCACAUCAACAAGCACUGUUUUUUAAAUUAAUUUGAAAUAAACAUGUCACACAAUUUAUUUAUAUAUAAAUAUUUUAUAAUACUGAGAAUCAAUACGAACUAUACAUUACCUGUUGUGUAAAUUUUAGAACAAUUCAAGUUAAGUUUAGUAUUAACUUUGCUUUGAAUCUAAAGAAAACUACGCAUUGUAAUACUAUUCUUAUGAAUUAAGUCAUGUAAAUAAGUAUUAUGAGUUUUGCAUUUAAUGUAGAAAGUGCUCAUUUUGGCGAAAGUAUAUAACAGUUUUAUCCGACGGGCUGUACUAUUUAGACAUUCGAAAGUAAUUUUAUCUAUUCGCUUAAGACAUUGGCUAGUCGUGCUUAUUGCCUAUAAUGUAAUUAAAACCUUACUUCCAAGCCGUGUACAGAUAUUCUAUAGUAGAUUAGGUCUAGUGCCUUUCAGAAAUUAGGAGUACUUAAUGGUCCCUACUAUAUCAGCCGAGAACCACAAACUUUGAGGACACCAAUAAUAGUAGCUGUGAUUUUAUGCAUAUGCAAUUUCCUUAAUUUAAUAAUUAUAACAUUGUAUUUUUAAAAUGUCGCCACUUCGUCCAUUUUUUUUUCUUCAAAGUUCCUUUGACGAGUGUGGUUCGCGCACUACUAAAGUAUUUUACUUUUUAUAAUCUUCGACAUUAAACUUUUAAUUUGCCAUUAUCUAUGUUGUAAUGUUAAAACAUUUCAUAAUGUGAUAUUGUCGAUGUUAUCUGUUAUCGUGAUAAAUGAUUAAAUAAUAAUAGUAUGUAAUGAGAAAACUAAAAUAUUACGUUGAAUUUAUUAAUUACGUGAUGUAAUUUAAGUUUGUCAUGACAUGUUUAAGCUAAGUUUUGUGCAGCAUUGCCUAAUUUGUUUAUAUAAAGUAGCGGUGUAAAUAUUUUAUUCUCAACAAGAAGCUCUUCUCCUGGGAUUUUAGUUUGAAAGAGGUACGGAUUUCAUUACACAGUGAGAAACUGUGAGAAGUUAUUAAAAGAUUUUAUUGAUUUUUCCUUUAUAAUAUUUUUUUAAGAGCUUCUGUCACAUAAGCAAUUAUAUUAUAAUAAAUUGUUGUCGAUAUGGCUAUAACUGAGUUAUUAUUUAUGACUUAGCCGACAAUUGUUCGAACGUUAGAUACUGUGCAUGCCUGAUUGGGAGCUAGAUGCAAAAUGUAAGAAGUUGAUUAUUGGUUUUCGCAUUUCUUUUUUGUCACCAUAUACUAUGCGCUCGUAGCUAGGCAAUCUAAUAUUAAUAAAUGGCUGAGAAAAAUAUACCACUUUUACCUUGAUAUAAUCUGACAUAUAAUAUAAUUUCCAGAGAAACAAUUGUCGGCUAAAUCUUGUUUUUAAUAUAAAAAGGUUGGCCCGCGUUAAGUACAUAAUUUUAUUUGUGUGUAAAUAAAAAGUAAUGAAAACAAUAAAUAUUAUGUGAAAACAUGUGUUAAUGAUUGAUAUGAAAAAAAAUAUUAUUUUAUUACUGUAAAUUGAGUAAUUUUAUGUACAUAGGUGAUUAUCUACAUAAUUGGAAACAGAUGUGUAUAAAUUAAAUAAAAACCAAAAAAAUUA